Molecule: messenger RNA, 3047 nt
Organism: Priapulus caudatus
Lineage: Eukaryota; Metazoa; Priapulida; Priapulimorpha; Priapulimorphida; Priapulidae
Product: Bardet-Biedl syndrome 7 protein homolog
Exons: 5
Coding region: 101-2284 (727 amino acids)
Biological process (GO): intracellular transport; intracellular protein localization; cilium assembly
Cellular component (GO): membrane; ciliary basal body; BBSome
Molecular function (GO): protein binding
Source: RefSeq, a predicted model, not a curated record
UGUAGAAAUAACAACGUGAGUGAGGCUACCACUUUCAACAGAUCUGCUACCAUGACAAGGGAUCACUAAGCAGUAUCCAGGAACCUAGGAGCGAGGCAAGAUGGCGGAACUGACGCUCACGCGCGUUGAGUACGCUCAGGUCGGCGUCACGUCACCGCAGUGCAUGUGCGUCCUGCCGAACGUCGAGAAAACGAAGGAGUCGCGCGCGGGCAAGAUGGCCACCCAGCGCGUCGCCGUCGGCGACCACGACGGCGUUCUCACCUGCUUCCAGAUGAAGCGCAGCGAAGCGGUGCCCAUCUACAAGACGUUGCCCGGCGCCGCGAUCAGCCGCGUCACGCUCGCCGGCACGCCCGGCGCGCACGCCGACCACGUGUUCGUUGCCGCGGGCAACGCUGUGCGCGGCUACGCGCGCAAGGGCAAGCAGUUUCUCGGUUUCGAGAGCAACAUGACGGAGCCGAUCACGUGCAUGCACGUGCGCGGCGCCGACCUCCUCCUCUGCGGCAACUUCAUCUACAACCACUACCACGACCUCAUCGACACAAACUACUUCCUCGCAGGCGACCGCAUCAACGACGUUGUCUGCGUCGGCGGCGACGGUGGCGCCCCCACGCCCGUACUCGCGUGCAACGACAAGCUGAUGCGCGUUCUGCGCGACUCGCAGCUGCUCUACGAAGUGGAGACGCCGGCGCCCCCUACCGCGCUCGCGCUGCAUCGCGGCACGGGCGGCGCCACCGGCGACGAGAUCACGUACGGCACCGACGACGGCCACGUUGCGCUGCUGCGCGUCGGCAUGACGACGCCCGCGCACGGCUGGGUGGUCGGCGGCGGCGGCGGCGGCAGCGUGACGGCGCUCGACUACUACGACGUGACGGGCGACGGUACGCUCGACCUGAUCGUCGGCCGAGACGACGGCGUCCUCGAGGUGUACGGUUUCCAUGACGACGACGCGGAGGAGGAUGCGGAGCCGACGCUGCGUUUCUCGCAUGCCUGCAACGAGGGCAUCACGGCCGUGCGCGGCGGCGUCGUCGGCGCCGCGGGCCACGCCGAGGUCGCCAUGACGACGUACGCGGGCGCCGUCGUCGGCAUGACGACGGAGCGGCUGCGACAGGAGUCGUCGGCGGCGGCGGGGUCGACAGUGAGUCCGCGCGCGCUGGAACGCGUCUCGAGGCUGCGUGGAGAGAUCGACGAGCUGACAUCGAACGUCCAGCAAGAGCGAGAGCGCUACCAGGCGGCGACGCGGCGCGACGACGGCGUCUCGGCGAUACCGCAGCUGCAGACGCGCGUGCGAUUCGUGCUGAGCAGCGACGACGCGUCCUACGCGCUCUCCAUCGAGUGUCAGACGGCGAUCGACAAUGUGCUCCUGCAGAGCGAUGUGCCGGUGGAUCUGCUCGAUGUGGACCGCAACUCGGCCGUCGUGUCGCACGCGGCGGCCGACCCCGGCAACAGCAACUUCCUGCUGGCGACGUACCGCUGCCAGGCGAACACGACCCGCCUCGAGCUGAAGGUGCGAUCGAUCGAGGGCCAGUACGGCACGCUGCGAGCCUACGUGACGCCGCGGCUGCAGCCAAAGACGUGCAUCGUGAAGACGUUCGCCGUGAAGCCGCUCUCGCUGCACCGCAGCGCGCACGCGUACGACGACGCGCGCCCCACCAACACGCUCCGUCUCGACGGACAGUUCAGCUACGCCGAGAUGCACGCGUGGAUCGCAGCGUGUCUACCCGACGUCGCCGAGCGUCCCGGCGCGGGCGAGGCCGCCUGCCUCCACUUUGUCUCGACGUUUCUCGACACUCAGCUCGAGUGCAUGUACAGGAAGGGCGAGGCGGUGUUCCGCUCAGACAACGUUUCGACGAUCUCCAUCCUGAAGGAUUUCAUCACGAAGGAGGCAACGGCGCGGAAGAUACACCUCGAGAUCAACUACGAGGUGAGCGACGACUCGGUCUCGCACGUUCUCGCCACGAUCCACCCGAAGCUCGAGCACCAGCUGGCGCUCGCGAAGAAAGUGCGUCUCGUCGAGGCGCUGCGCGAACUCGCAGCGCACGACGCGGACGCGGACGCGUACCUCGCCGCGGAGUACCGCGCGAUCCUGCGCGACGACGACGCUCUGCGCCGGGAGUUCCGCGAGCAGCCGUGUCAGCUGGAGCGUCUCUACGGCAUGGUCACCGACCUGUUCAUCGACCGGCACAAGUUUCGCGGCGCCGACGUGAAGGCGCGCGUGCCGCAGCUGCUGGAGCUGCUAGACAACUACGAGCUGCAGCCGCUCAUCGCAUUCUUCAAGUCGGCGUGAUGAUGCGUCGUCGCCGUGGCAACGGGAGGUGCUGUUCGGGGGGGGGGGUCGUUAGGUGUGGGUGAUGCUUGCGCGGGUCCGUGUUUGUAACAGAUGUGGUUGCUGGUGUGGCGGUCGGUCGUUACAUGUGUCGAAUGCCUAUGCUGGUUCGUAUUAGCCGAUGGAUUAGUACAUUAUGGUUGUUGGUGUGCGUGCGUGUGUGCGUGCGUGGGUGCGUGUAAUUCAGGUGUUGCAUUGCAGUAGCAUAGUACUGUCGUUAGCAUAUAUUCUAGCACUGGCCAGAACUGCUGACGCGGUAGUUUAACAGCACCGGCAUGCGCUCUCGCACCUCACCCCUCACCGAGCUCGUUCUGUUAAAGCUGGGACCACUAUAUAGGUGAGAAUUCACCUGACCACCUGGUGUGAUUAACAGGUAGUUUUAACCAAUCACUGUCGCCAUAGGAGCAUCCAAAAAACAGCUUGGUAACGAAAUGCCAAAAAGUCGUUAUUUGUGGUGAAACACGUUUGAACUAGUCUAGCUUGGCCAGUAAGGGCAAUGAUAUUCUAGUAGGAUGACACAGUUAUCUCGUUCGGACAGAGGUGACAGGUCACUUUUGAGAUAUGUGCAUCUCAUCAACUGUGUAUCACCGGUAUUCAGUGAUUCCCACACAUACCGGUAUUCAGUGGUCCCUACAGAUACCGGUAUUCAGUGAUUCCCACACAUACCGGUAUUCAGUGGUCCCUACACAUACCGGGGUAUUCAGUGAUUCCCACAUUUACGGUA